AGGAAAAACAGAGAAAGAGAGAGAGAGAGAGAGAGAGAGAGAGAGCGAGAGAUAAAAGAAACAAAUCCAGGAAGAGUGGGGUUCAGUCAGUCUCCUGUUAUCGGUCCGAGUUUUCGAACCAUGGACCUCCAGAGCACUGUCAAAGAAGCCCUAAACGCACUAUACCAUCAUCCUGAUGGAGCGGUUCGUAUGGAAGCCGAUCGCUGGCUCCAGGAGUUUCAGCGCACCCUCGACGCUUGGCAGGUGGCUGAUAACCUGCUUCAUGAUGCCUCUAGCAAUCUAGAAACCUUAAUUUUUUGUAGUCAGACUCUUAGAAGCAAGGUUCAGCGCGAUUUUGAAGAACUACCUUCGGAAGCUUUUCGCCCAUUGCGGGAUUCAUUAAAUAAUUUACUUAGAAAGUUCCACAAGGGCCCCCCAAAAGUCAGAACACAGAUUAGCAUUGCAGUUGCUGCCUUGGCUGUAUAUGUUGCCGCAGAAGAUUGGGGGGAUGGGGGUAUUGUAAAUUGGCUCCGGGAUGAGAUGAACGCGCAUCCAGAAUACAUACCAGCAUUCUUGGAGCUGCUUACAGUUUUGCCAGAGGAAGUUUUCAACUAUAAGAUAGCUGCUCGACCAGAAAGACGUCGCCAAUUUGAAAAGGAGCUGACAUUGCAAAUCGAGAUUGCUCUUAAUAUCUUAACAGCUUGUUUGAAUAUUAAUGAGCUUAAAGAGCAGGUUCUAGAGGCGUUUGCUUCUUGGCUUAGACUAAAGCAUGGGAUCCCAGGAAGUGUGCUUGCAUCUCACCCAUUGGUGCUCACUGCUCUCUCAAGCUUGAAUUCUGAAAUACUUUCGGAGGCAUCAGUAAAUGUUAUUUCUGAGUUGAUCCAUUAUACAGCAGCCGGAAGCUACAGUGCUGUUCCUGCUCAUAUGCCACUAAUUCAAGUAAUUGUUCCUCAAGUAAUGAAUCUGAAGGGGCAGCUUAGAGAUUCUUCAAAGGAUGAGGAAGAUGUGAAGGCCAUUGCUCGGUUAUUUGCUGACAUGGGUGAUUCAUAUGUUGAACUGAUAGCAACAGGUUCUGAUGAAUCAAUGUUGAUUGUGCAUGCAUUACUGGAAGUUGCUUCACACCCUGAGUAUGAUAUUGCUUCAAUGACUUUCAAUUUUUGGCACAGUCUUCAGGUGAACUUGACCAGAAGGGAUUCAUAUAAUUCAUUUGGUAACGAGUCAUCCAUUGAAGCUGAGAGAAAUAGAAGGCUGCAGGUUUUCCGACCGGCAUACGAGUCCCUUGUAUCCCUAGUAAGUUUUCGAGUUCAAUAUCCUCAAGAUGAUCAGGACCUUUCAUAUGAAGACCUCAAGGAAUUCAAGCAAACAAGAUAUGCUGUGGCAGAUGUCUUAAUUGAUGCAGCGUCAGUUCUAGGUGGUGAUCCAACGCUUAAAAUUCUAUACACGAAGCUAUUUGAGGCUGUAGGCAGAUAUCAGAAUGAUGAACACGGUGAAUGGCGUCCAGCAGAGGCUGCUUUAUUUUGCAUCCGUGCUAUUUCAAAUUAUGUAUCAGUUGUUGAAGCUGAAGUAAUGCCACAGGUUAUGAAUUUACUUCCGAAACUUCCACAACAUCCCCAGCUACUCCAAACAGUGUGCCUAACGAUUGGAGCUUAUUCAAAAUGGCUUAAUGCUGCAUCUAGUGGACUAUCUAUACUACCUUCAGUUAUAGAAAUCCUUAUGAGUGGCAUGGGCAAAUCUGAAGAUUCUGCAGCAGCUGCGGCCUUAGCAUUUAGACACAUUUGUGAUGAUUGCCGGAAAAAGCUUUGUGGAUUUUUGGAUGGCCUCUUUCAUAUAUAUCACAGGGCAGUGAAUGGUGAAGGUAGUUUUAAAGUCUCUCCUGAAGACUCGUUGCAUCUUGUUGAAGCAUUAAGCACUGUUAUUACAGAGCUUCCUCCUGAGCAAGCUAAAACAGCUCUGGCGAUGUUAUGCUCACCGGUCAUUACUCCAUUACAGGAAAUUGUCAACCAAGGUCCAGAAGUUUUAAAUAAAAAACCUGCACGAGAGUUAACAGUUCAUAUUGACCGGUGUGCCUACAUUUUCAGAUAUGUAUAUCAUCCUGAAGCUGUUGCAGAUGCAAUUCAAAGGCUAUGGCCAAUUUUUAAAGCCAUCUUUGAUCUUCGUGCUUGGGAUAUGCGGACAAUGGAGUCUCUUUGCCGAGCUUGCAAAUAUGCUGUGAGAACCUCUGGAAGGCUCAUGGGAGUUACAAUUGGCGCUAUGCUGGAAGAGAUCCAAGGCCUUUAUCAGCAACAUCACCAACCAUGUUUUCUUUAUCUCUCUAGUGAGGUCAUUAAGAUAUUUGGUUCUGACCCAUCCUGUGCAAAUUAUUUGAAAAGUUUGAUUGAAGCACUCUUUAUGCAUACAACUCAUAUUCUUACAAAUAUUCAGGAAUUUACUGCCAGACCAGAUAUAGCAGAUGAUUGUUUUUUGUUAGCAUCAAGAUGCAUUCGAUAUUGUCCUCAAUUAUUUAUUCCAUCCCCAGUCUUUCCAUCAAUAGUAGAUUGUUCAAUGAUCGGGAUUACAGUACAGCACCGAGAAGCCUCAAAUUCAAUAUUGACAUUCUUAUCUGAUAUAUUUGAUCUGGCAAACUCUAGCAAAGGGGAACAGUACUUACCUAUUAGGGAUGCUGUAAUAAUUCCUCGAGGAGCUGUCAUCACAAGAAUUUUGGUUGCUGCAUUGACUGGAGCACUCCCUAGCUCUAGACUAGAAACGGUAACAUACACACUAUUAUCGCUAAAUCGAUCAUAUGGGGCACAAGCUGUGGAGUGGGCUAAAGAAAGCGUUUCACUAAUUCCUUCGACGGCUGUAACAGAGAUCGAACGUUCAAGAUUUUUGAAAGCACUGUCAGAUGCUGCAUCAGGGGGUGAUAUUAAUGCUUUGGCGGUCCCGAUCGAUGAGUUAUCAGAUGUUUGUCGUCGGAACCGAACAGUCCAGGAGAUCGUUCAAGGAGCUUUGAGGCCGCUUGAGUUGAAUAUUUCACCAGUAUCAUAGGCAAAGGCAAGAUUGGAGUUCUAUGUAGAGUGGGGGCCAUUUUACCAGGCCUCGGUGAUUGUGUAUUAUUCUCUAUUUUUAAUCCAGUAUUUGUUGUGAUUCUCCAAUUUUUAAAGAGAAUCAUUGCCUCUUUAUAUUGGGUGGGAGAGUUGAUCAAUUGUUGUAUCUAUAUGUUGAUGAGUUGUGGGAUCUUUGAGUGGUUUCCUUUCUCUUGGCUUUGUCAUUUUUUGGGGUAAGAAAUAUCACAUGGUAUAGAGCUGUAGAUUAAGGUUAUGACAGGAUUUUUUCUUUUUUAUUUAGGGUUUCAUAGGAGUGUUUCAUUCUUCACAGUUGGGAUAUAUUUAUAAACCUUGGGUAAUUGCUGUACAAAUUACGGAAAUUUUGAGUUGAUUUGGUUUAUUUAUCAGUGCUCAAAA
Molecule: messenger RNA, 3419 nt
Organism: Humulus lupulus (European hop)
Lineage: Eukaryota; Viridiplantae; Streptophyta; Magnoliopsida; Rosales; Cannabaceae
Product: transportin MOS14
Exons: 27
Coding region: 121-3003 (960 amino acids)
Biological process (GO): protein import into nucleus
Cellular component (GO): cytoplasm; nuclear membrane
Molecular function (GO): small GTPase binding
Source: RefSeq, a predicted model, not a curated record